Messenger RNA from Camelus dromedarius (Arabian camel), 537 nucleotides. Its product is annotated as late cornified envelope protein 2D-like. Gene Ontology annotation, biological process: epidermis development. Bases 58 to 330 code for a protein of 90 amino acids. Lineage: Eukaryota; Metazoa; Chordata; Mammalia; Artiodactyla; Camelidae. The transcript is spliced from 2 exons. The record is from RefSeq and is a predicted model, not a curated record.
CCCUAGGACGAGUCUGUGCUCCCGCCUGUGACCGAGGUUGACUGAACUCCUGCCGAGAUGUCCUGCCAGCAGAACCAGCAGCAGUGCCAGCCCCCGCCCAAGUGCCCCGCCCCUAAGUGCCCCCCCAAGUGCCCCCCCAAGUGCCCUCCAGUCUCUUCCUGCUGCAGCGUCAGCUCCGGGGGCGGCUGCGGCGUGGGGGGCGGGGGCGGCUGCCCGAGCCACCACAGGUGCCACCUCUUCCACCGGCGCCGGCACCAGAGCCCCGACUGCUGUGAGCCCGAGCCCUCGGGGGGCCCCGGGUGCUGUGAAGGCUCCGGGGGCUGCUGCUGACCCGGGCUUUGGGCAUCGCAGAGAGAUCCGCAGGGGGAACCUGGGGGCAGGACGUGGCCCGCAGGGAAGCUGCUCCCAACCCUCUUCUCUUCGUGGGGCUGCAGGGCCCGUGAGCGUCCCGCGUGCUCCGCGCGCCCGAGCGCCCAUCCCGGAUCCCGGUCUUCCCUCCUCCGUCCCCGCAACAACAAUAAAGCUCUGUUGCCUUCC